Messenger RNA from Mobula hypostoma (lesser devil ray), 8666 nucleotides. RefSeq names its product cilia- and flagella-associated protein 46. The transcript has 60 exons. Gene Ontology annotation, molecular function: protein binding. The coding region runs from base 165 to 8342 and encodes 2725 amino acids. The record is from RefSeq and is a predicted model, not a curated record. Gene Ontology annotation, biological process: cilium movement involved in cell motility; axoneme assembly. Lineage: Eukaryota; Metazoa; Chordata; Chondrichthyes; Myliobatiformes; Myliobatidae.
GGCGCUAGGCCGCGCUCCGAUCGUGCAGCAUUGCGGGUCGAUUGUGCUGCGGCCUGAGAUCGGAGAUGUUCGCCUCGGGCUCUGUUGGGUUGUAGUGCCCUUGAUUCAGUUCAAUUCGGAGGUCGCAGACUCGGGGCGGCGGAUUCCCCACAGUCGGUUGCAGGAUGGAUAUGAACAUCAGGCACCUGUUGGCAGAAGCGGCGGUCUGCGGCAGCGAUUUAAGUACGUUGAUGAAAGCUUACAACUUAAUAAAAGUUGCCGCUGCAGAGAGAACUCCAUUGGCUAGAACGGAGAUUCUUAACCCAGAUUUAUAUGUGCAGUGUGCCGAACUGGCUUUGCAGUUUAAACAGGAGGAUAUUAGCCAGGAUUGCUUGAACAUGUAUUUUGAGGGAACACGCCCUCAAAACCAGUUUCUGUGCAGGGCAUGCCUUUGCCAAGCUCAACUGUAUGCUCCAAAAACUACUACAAACAUACAUGAACUGAAUAAAGCUGUACGGUACAUACUUGAGACCAUAAAACAUGCAAGAAAGCAAAGAAGGUAUGACUUCCUCAUUUACAAUGCCUCUGUUAUAUAUUGGAUGGUGAUAAGGCAAUUUUUAAAGCCAGGCUUCUAUACCCAUGUGAUCUCAAGUCUUUCUGAAGUAAUAAGAUCAUUGGAAAUGAUUGGCGAUUCGGAUUAUGAAUGGAGGGCUCAAUUAAUGAUAACACGAAUUGAAUGUUUUUUGGAUGAUGGGAAAAUGCAAGGUGCAACAAACUUUUCAAACAGUACAGCGAACUUCAUUAAACGUAAUGUUCCCCACAUGUACCCAAAGAUACUUUCUAUUCAGGUAUUUCAUAACCUCGUGGAUUUUAACAAAGUGAGUAAAGAGUUGAAAGGGUCUAUCCACCUGACAGCAAUUUGCAAGAUUCAGAGGUUGAAAUUAGAAUUCAAAGAAAAGGAACUUCCACGAAACCUCACAGUUCAGCUGAAUCAGAUAUAUCAACUUAUAAAAUCAUGUGAAAGUGCCUCAACUACGAAUUUUGCUGGUCAGUCAGAUACAGAUGAAAAGUCAGCUACUACCCAGCUGACUAAAAAUGAAAGGCUAUCUUUGCUGUUGGAGUUAGCCCAUUUUGCAUUAGAAGUAAAACAUUCUGAGAUGGCAUCGUACAUUAUUAAUGAACUCAAAAGUCAUGAACCAAAAGAUAAGGCAACAGCAAUGGAAAUUGAAUGUUUGGAAUCUGAAUCUGAAAUACAAAAGCUGGGAACAAAGGCAGAGAAAUGUACCAAGAGCUUUGUAGAGCAUUCCUUGAGAAUAAUUAAACGAAUAGAUCAAGUCCUGCAGAAUGCUGUUCGUGAGGGAAAUGGAGAUCUAAUUCAGACUGUUUGUGUGACUCAGUGGAAUCUUUGUCUAUCUUUGCUUGAACCUAAUUUGCGAAAGCAUGUAUACAAACCACUGGUCAAUGUGGCAACAGCUCUUAAUGAUCUUGAUAGUUUGUUGAUUCAGCUCCGUUGUCAAGUUCACAUAGAAAUAGCUCAGAUUGAGGAAGAUGAAAAUAGGAUAGAAGUGGCCUUGGAACAACUUAAAAAGGCACUUCAAGUAAGUGAUAGAGGGCCUUACAAGACUUACAUCAAACAAACAAUGCACCGUUUGCAGCUGUACUCAUCCACUUACAAGUUUCCAAAACUGCCAGAAGAUCAAGCCAUCCUGAUCAUUGAACAGGUCAAAAGACACAAUGACUUGAAAUGUGGACAAAACAAUCGAUCUUUAAUGAUUAAGGCUGGAGAAGCUCUUGCUCCUAAUUUUCAAAAGGUUCUGGAUAGUGAAAAUAAAGCCAAAAUUUUUGUAGGCCGUGGUAACACAGGCCUAAUUGGUUUACUUGCUGCCAAAGUUCAAAAUUACAUGAAUUGUAUACAGAAGAGCAAAGGUCACUUGGAAAGACUUGAAGAUGCAAAUGAUAAAUUGAGGGUGAGAAUUUGGACUGAUUUGGUUAAAGUUGCUCGUAAGCAAGAAGUUUGGGAUGUUUGCCGUGUUGCUUGUCAAUUUUGCCUGCUGUAUGAUGAUGGACGAUGGAAACUAGAAAAAAGUGAGGAAGGUGUUGGUGCAGCAGGUAUUACUGUUCCUGAUGCUCAAUUCGACAAUAAUCCUAAGGUCUCAUCAUUGUUGUUACAUUCAUCACGCAAAACACUUUAUUCUAGUGUUGAUGCAAUCAGACUACUUGCUGACAUACACUUCAUUAAAGGAGAGGCAACAAUUCAGUUGUUAAGAUCAGAGGGUGCAGAGUUCAACAACAAGGCAGUUUUCCCAAGAGACAAACAAACUCAUUCUCCAGGAUUUGUAGCCAAAAAUUUAGAGGAAUCUCCGGAAUGGAUUACUUACAGAAACUGGAUAGAUUAUCUAUCCAAUUCUGCCACACAAAGCUUUCUACGAGCUGCAGAACUGGGUGUGCAAUUAAAUGAAGCAAUCAUUGUAUGCAAUGCUGCAGUCUAUAUCUGGAAUUAUAAUCACCACCUGUUAGUUACUGGGAGAUAUAAGAAACUUGUGAAACCAUUUCGGGCACUUCUUGAUGCAUUGAAGAAGACAGGACACUGUGGGCAAACUGUGCUUUUAGUAAUGCUAUGCAAUGCUCUAUGUCAAGGAUUGAUUCAACCUUGGAUACCCAGCCCAAUUAGCACUGAAAAAAGUGAAUCUGACAAGGGUUCUCCGCUUCCUGAUAAGAAAAAGCCACCUGCAAAAAAACUUGACAAAACGAACAUUCCGCGGGUUUUGUCUGUUGAUCCUGCAGGUAUCCCUCACUUAAAUGAAGCUCUCCAGAUCUGUGAAUAUGCAUUACGCAUAACAAAUGGAAGAGUGCCCUCUGAUGUUAUUCCUAUUGCUGUGAGGCAUCAGCUUGUAAUCACAUGGGUCAAGAUAAAACAGCUUCUGCAACAACAGAUAGGACUAAGUCUGGGAAGUAAUGAUGAGAUGUCAUGGUUAGAGCAAGGACAAGAUGCAGAAGAAGCCCAGCAAAGUAAUGACAGCCAGAGUUCAAUGGUCCAAGUUCUUAUUGCACUGGAGAUGUGGUCAUGCAAUAGCAACAGGCUGAUGAAAUUUACUGUCCCCAGUCUUCUUGAGUUGGAAAAUAAAGUAUCAAGUUGUUCCUGGACUGAUAAAUUGUUGGAGCUGGAGGUAUGGACACGUUUGAUGCAACUUGCAUACCUGAAUAAUGAUGACUCCUUCGUAAUGCAGUGUGCCCAGAAAGCAUUUGAAUUGGAAAAAGAUGUUUCAAAAUCUCCUGCUUUUAAGAAGCAUGAAAAGCAUAAUAAUGCAGUUAAGCAUGAAUUGCUAAGUGUUGUUGCCUGUAUCCAAGGACAGAACUUGAUGAAGACUGGAGCUGGAAAUAGUGAAAUGCGUAUUGCUGCAAUCAGAGCAUUUGAAAUGAGUGCAAGUCACGGAGAAAAGGCUGGAUGUAUGAAACUUGUAAUGAAUUCAGCAAAGCACUUCUGGAAUUCUUGUCUGUCUUUGAUACCAUCUGUUGUGGAAAGAACUAUACUUGAAGAGCCUCUUAAAUCUUUCUUAAAGGCCAUUCACAAUACAUACUCCAAAAUGAAAAAGGAAGAAGAAAAGGAAGAAAUGUCUCCACACCCAACAAUUAAACGGCAAACACAUUAUUCCAUUCAAGAUCAAUUACUGAUACCUAUUGGUGAUGCUGAAGAUGAUCUCAAGUUAAGGGCAGCAAUGUAUGGUCUUUUAUUCCACAUUAAUGCAAAUAAAGGAGACUGGAAAGCUGGGUUAAAGGUGUUGGACAACGCUAUUAGAGAUAUGCCAAAGACAAAGCAGAGGUUGCUUCUUUUCAAGCAUAGAAUUAUGGUAAAUGCCAGGCUUGGUCACAAUAUCCAGAUGGAUAUGCAGAAAUUAAAUGAUGAAAGUGAAGACCAGGUAUCUUAUAUGUGGCACCGUGUGGCAGUGUUCUCGAAGGACGUAGCAAAUCAAUUAACUUGCUAUCAGAAUUCAAUUAGUGCAUUGAAGAAACCAGAAAGUAACUGGCAGAAGAUUGAAGAAUUGAUUGAAUUUGGUGAAUGGUUGUAUUGCAAUGGAUUUUCUGUCACUGAUGCUCUCUGUCAGUUAGACUGGGCAGUAGAUAUACUCCUGAGUAUGAAACUUUGGGUAAAACCUACAGAGGAUGAAGAAGACCACUUAAGUAAGGAGGAUAUGCCAAAAAGCGAAAACUUCAUUCCAGUAAAUCAUCAGCUACUAAUAGGAGCACAAAGUAUUGACCCUAACCUGACCUUAGCAGAUCUGCAGGAUGUGAGACAACUGGAAACACUGGUUAUAGUGCAAACUAUAAUGGCAACAAUUGCAGGCCGUGCUUCAUCCCAGAAACACUGUUUAAUGGCGUAUGCUUAUGUUAUGUGCAUUUGGCAGGUAUCAUUGGCAUCGGCAAGGAUACUCAUUAGGGAGAUAGCUGCUGCUACUCCUCCAAAGACGACUCGUGUAGAUACAGGAACCAAAUCAAAUAAAUCAAAGGGCAAGAAAGAGCUAGCAUCUGAUGGUCAAGAGAAAUUUCAAUCAAAUCUACCACCUGCAGCUAUGCCAGCUAAUCCAGCAGAAUGGGCUCUUUAUGUUUGUCCAAGUGAAGUUCGAGAGGUCUUCAAAAGAGGCUCAAGUAGUUGCCUGAUCAACAAGAAAAAUAUCUUGAAACCUACCUACACUUUAUUCUACAUGGAUUUAUUAGUGAAAGAGUUGCAAAGCUUAUCGUAUACACACCUGACACUGCCCAUUCUUCAGCUUGAAGAAUUAAUAGCCAAGGAGGUGCUGGAUAACAGGGGUCUCUCUGACUUGUAUCACCUCAGAAUUGCCCAGAUAUGUUUAAAGCUGAAUUUGACCCAGGCUGCUCAGUACCAUCAAAAUAUACCAGGAUCAGUGUACAUCUGUGAUACAGAGCAAACUAAAUGCCAACAAGAGGUUGUUCGACUGAAAGAUCUGCAUUUGGAGACUUCAGAAGAAAGCAUACCGACUUCAAAUCGAGACAUAAUAACAACAACAACACAAAUACCCUCUAACAGUGAACUGAACAUGCAAUUUUCUGCACCUGUGUUAACCAGAAAGAAACUGAGUGGUGUCUGUGUGAUGGAUAUAUGGAUCAAUAAAGCAGAAACCUUACUGCAGCUUGAAUUUCACCAACCUGCCAGAGUUCUGUUAUCAGAGACCCACAAAUAUGCAAAGGAACUGCAGAACAAAGAAGCUUUGGCAAAUGCCUUUUAUCUUCUGGCAGUUCUAGCCAACCAUGAAAAGAAUUUUGGUCAGGCUAAACAGCUCUUAAAAGAAGCUCAAGACAUUGGAGGAAAUGAAUACUUCUGGUACAAUGUUAUUACUUGUCUAGUGAAUGCAAUUCUCGGAGAGAAUCUCGAAGAUUCGAAGGAGCAGGCUUGUAGGAUCUUAAGACAGGGAAUUGUAGCAUACAAGACUGCUUUAGAGGAGACACCAAAUCGAGCUUCAGUUCUUGAAUUCAUGAUAACUUCAAUGGAAGCCAGGUUGACCUCCAUUGAAAUAGAAUCCUUGAAGGCAUCAGGUGAUAUUAAUUUAAAGAAACCUGACAUUAUAGAAAAGCUGAUUUCUGCUUGUGUUAAAAUGGAACACUAUUCAAACAUCAUGAUGCAACAUGGAUACAGAGAAGAAUCAGUGGAUUUGAUGACUGAACAUGUUGGUACACUAAUCAUGAUUGCUAAAUGCAGUGAAGAAGAGGAGAAAAAACAUGGUCAUCUGUUGGAUGCAUAUGCACUGAUACAAAAGGCCAUCUGGAUUGAAGAAGAUGCUUUCAAUGACGUGAUGAGAUUGUUACCACUCAAAGCGAUGACAGGUGUAAGUUUACCUUUAAUGAGAAAGCUGGCCUCUCUUAAGUUAAUUUUUGUACAAUUGGUUUUGGACAUGCUUGAACUAGUUACCGCAAAAGACAAAAAGGAAGCUGAAUCAGCAAAGAGCAAACGAUUGCUACAACUAAUUGUAGAAGAAUUUGUUAGUUGCACACCUGAUUACACACCUACAGAAAAGCAAUGGGUGGCUGUUUCUAAGUCAUUAGGACAAAAAGCUUUGGCUCAGCUUCAGAGUGUGUAUAGCCUCAGCAGUGGCUCUGAAGAGCUUAGAGCCAAAUGCCUAUAUCUAACUGGGAAAUGUCUUCGUUUGUUGGCUGUCCAGAUAGACCCAAUUAAUCCAGGCUUUGUUUGGGUUCAAGACACCCUGGAGAAUAAAAAUGGCCUGUCAAAAGAAGUGAAGUCCAGAGAAGGAAAUGAAACAUUUGAAUCUAACUGUGAGCAUACAGACUUGCAACUCACAACUCAGGACAAAAAUGAACAAGUCGAAUCAAAUCAUGAGGAUUCGGAUAUGCAGCUUUCAGCUCAGCAGCUGGCAAAGUGCAUUGCAAUUGCUAAACAAAUUAAGAAAGAUCGAGCCGUUGCUCAAGUUUACUGUGCUCAUGCCAGUGAAGUUUUGUUACAGUCCAUGAAUCAGGCAUUAAACAGCAAGCUUACUAAUAUCCUUGCAGCAGCCAGCCUCGACAUGGUUGAAUGUUUUGGACAAUUUGACCCAGUUUCUGGGAGUCAAUAUUUAGCAUUACACCAGAGUUGCUUAGCAUCAAUAAUGCUAAGAGAUACCUUGAUUAAGACUGGAUAUGAUACCAGCAGUUCCCAGCUUGUAGCAUUAUUGCAUCUUCAACAAAAAUUGCAGAAGGAUGGAACUAUGAAAAAUAUGCUCAAGACAGUUAAUGAAAGGCUUAGCACAAAUUUUGAGGCUUGGAAAAAUACUAUAAUUCAACCACAGCAUCUCAACUUUUUGAGUGAAUUUCCUUCCAAUUUUAAUAUAAUUGUUCUUCAACAUUCUGAAGACAGAUCUCUGUUGUAUGGAGCACUUCUUGAAAAACCUAAACAAAAAUCCAUUGUUGAGAAAAAGGCAAAAGGACGUCAAAGUCCAGGUCCAACACAAGCUAAAAUUUUUCGUGUGCCUGUAAAUUCACAACUAUUUUCAAGUUUAAUUGCAAAGAUCUCCAAUUAUAAGAAUAAGUUGGCUCAAAAUCUGUUAAAAUUUGAAAACCAAAAUAAUCACAUAAUGCAAAGGAAGAAGAUAUUUCAGAAAUUACAUGAAGAUAUAAAUCCAGAAAUGAAAACAAAACCUGCACCAAAAUAUGAGCAUGUGCUUGAUGAAGAUUUCUCUGGUAUUAUCGAAUCAAUGGAAGAAUACUUGAAUCCUCUUUUGUCGCAGUUUAACUUUACAUUUACUCUCCCGGCAACUCCCCUAGUAACAGGAACGGAUUCAGCAAAAUCAAAACACAAAAAGAAAGAGGAAAAACCCGUGGGUGGGAAAUCAACUCCAGGUCAGUCUCAAGAUUUAGGAGAAUUUGUCAUCCUGUUGGCUGAUAAACUCUUGUUGGAGCUACCCUUGGAGGCACUAAAAGUUUUCCAGAAAGAUGUAAUCAGCUCAAUUUCAAGAGACUUCUCAUUACAAUUGCUAUACAAUCGCCAGCACAGAAAUGAAUCAGAAACUCCAAACACAAAGGAUGUUAAAGGUGCUAGAGGAGCAGGAAGCCAAAAGAAAAACAUUAAAAUGGUAGCUAUCAAUCGUGUUGUGCCACCUAGUUGUUUUCCAGUAAAUACUCACAACUUCAGAUAUAUUGUAGAUCCUUAUGAUGAAACAAAUGACUUGGAGUUGUUCAGUCCUGUGAAAGUAAUGACAGAAAUAAUUGAAACAUAUAGUUCACAAUUCACAGGGCACUGGGCUGGAGUUAUGGGAUGUGAGCAUGUUCCCAGUCAUGCAAAAUGGGAAGAGCUGUUAAAAAGUUGCAGUGCAUUCAUCUUUUAUGGAAAGGAACAUUUUUUAGCAAAUUUAUUGCCAUCAAAAAUUGUCUCCAUGAAUUUCCCAGAAUGUCAGCUGGUGAUUCUUCUCGAUCUGGUCCAAACCAGUCAAAGCUACCGACGACAGUCAAUACUAGACAGAGCAAAAAGUGCGUUACAUUUGUCAGCAGAGGGGCAGAUGGAUACAGCAAUACUCCUAAGCCUGACUGGAGUUCGUUCUGUUAUGCUUAAUCAGUGGCAUAGUACACUUCAGGACAAUGCAGUGAAGUUUAAGAAACUGUCAAAAAAUUUGUUGGAUCUAGGGAAAACAACUGGUCAAACAAUUCAUGAAAUUGCCAAAACUGCAAGGAGAAACGUUUCUAAAACUGAUACUGAAUUUUCUUCUGAGAAUCUGUUUUUUUCAGUGAAUGAUGGACAUCUUGGUUCUAUAUCUGAGGAUUCUAGCAACAAGGCAAGGAAGUAUCACCCAGAAGAAUAUAUGACUCAGCAAAGUGCUUUUAAUUUCAUACUCUAUGGACUGCCAAAUCUUAUUGUCACCUGAGCUGUUAUAAAUGAAGUACUAAAUUUCUAAGUAUAUAUUGUUGCAAAUCUUUUAGAAUUUUCAGUGUUAACUUUUAAAAAUACAGAAUUCAAGUAACUUUAAUAUUUCAGUUAUGCAUUUUAAAAAAAUAUUUUGGGUGGAUUUAUAAGAUUUGAAUCAGCAGUUCUUAUUUCUAACAUGGUUAUUGUGUGAUUUUAUUUUCCAUAUUGAAUUAUUAUUUUACAUUUUGAUGUUUCCAAAUGUUUUGGCCUAAAUUUUCUGGCUAAUGGAAUACCACAUAUUCUAUUUAUUCAGUAGUUAUGAAGCAAUGGUAACAAUUCUGGA